AUGGAAAACAGGGAGAAAGACUACAAAGCUCAUGUUUUGGCUAUUCCAUUUCAAAGUCCGGGCCACAUAAAUCCUAUGCUUCAGUUACGUAAGAAAUUCAUACGUAAAGGUCUGAAAGCCACACUAGCCAUCACCAAAUUCACCUCCAACGUUAUGUAUACAAAAUCAGACAUAGUCCAGAUUGACAUAAUAUCAGAUGGCUAUGAUGAAGGUGGCUUCUUUGUCGCUGACCCUGUCCCAAUCUCCAUGGCUCGCUUUAAAGAAGUUGGCUCACGAUCAAUCAUUGAACUCAUGACGAAGUAUGAAUCCUUAGGGACUCCAAUUGACUUCAUCGUUUAUGAUUCCUUGCUACCUUUUGUGCUUGAAUUCUGUAAAGAAGUUGGUUUACCUGGAUUGGCUUUCUUGACUCAACAAUGUGGUGUUAACUACAUAAUGCACCAGUUUUAUCAUGGAAAGUUGUCUAAUCCGGUGUCUGAGUUUCCAAUCUCGAUUCAAGGAUUGCCGCCAAUUGAAUCUGCAGAUCUUCCUUAUUUUGAGCUGGAAAAGGAGGUAACCAUUCUUAGAUGCUUUGUUUUCUUGUUAUUGACCGCUGCAAAGUUUAGUUCAUUGACAAUAAACUGGUACUCAUGA
Messenger RNA from Coffea arabica (coffee), 630 nucleotides. Its product is annotated as flavonol 7-O-beta-glucosyltransferase UGT74F1-like. Gene Ontology annotation, molecular function: quercetin 7-O-glucosyltransferase activity; quercetin 3-O-glucosyltransferase activity. The record is from RefSeq and is a predicted model, not a curated record. Lineage: Eukaryota; Viridiplantae; Streptophyta; Magnoliopsida; Gentianales; Rubiaceae.